Molecule: messenger RNA, 1662 nt
Organism: Andrographis paniculata
Lineage: Eukaryota; Viridiplantae; Streptophyta; Magnoliopsida; Lamiales; Acanthaceae
Product: dolichyl-diphosphooligosaccharide--protein glycosyltransferase 48 kDa subunit-like
Exons: 13
Coding region: 78-1403 (441 amino acids)
Cellular component (GO): oligosaccharyltransferase complex; endoplasmic reticulum membrane
Source: RefSeq, a predicted model, not a curated record
GCGACUUUUUGGGAAGUCUUGGCAGAGCUGCUGAAGUGACGGUGCUGCGUAGUCUUAAACCCUCGGAGAGCUUGACAAUGGCGGAAGCUAGAUUCUUCGCGGUUUUCCUCUUGACGUUGAGUUUGAUCUCGGUUCGGCCGUUCUCGGUUGUUUCAUUCUCCCAGGACCAUCCGACAGAUCGUCAAAUUCUCGUUUUGCUCGACGAUUUAUCCCUCAAAUCUUCGCAUUCUCUUUUCUUUAAUGCGCUCCGAUCCCGUGGCUUCAGCCUUGAUUUCAAGCUCGCUAACGAUCCAUCGGUGUCCGUCAAGCGCUACGGCCAGUACUUGUACGAUGGCCUCAUUCUCUUCGCACCUUCUACGGACCGAUUUGGAGGGUCAUUGGAUUUGGAGGGGGUUUUGGAUUUUGUUGACUCCGGGCAUGAUUUGAUUUUGGCUGCUGAUUCUAAUGCAUCCGAUUUGAUUCGAAAUAUUGCUUCUGAAUCUGGUGUAGAUUUUGACGAGGACCCCUCUGCCGUGGUCAUUGAUCACACUGGUUAUGCUGUCUCAAAAGUUGAGGGUGAUCAUACAUUAAUUGCUUCUGAUUCUUAUAUUGAAUCUGAUGUUAUCUUGGGAAGUAGAAAGAUUGAGGCUCCUGUUCUGUUCAAAGGGAUAGGGCACUCGCUGAAUCCCAAAAAUAGCUUGGUUUUGAAGGUUCUCUCUGCGUCUCCUUCAGCUUAUUCUGCUAACCCAACCUCAAAGUUACUGAACCCCCCGCCACUUACUGGAACGACUAUCUCCUUAGUGUCGGUUCUCCAGGCUAGAAAUAAUGCAAGAGUUAUGAUCACAGGAUCAUUGGCCAUGUUCAGCAACAAGUUGUUCAAAUCAGGAGUUCAGAGGAGUGGAAGCUCAGAUAAGUAUGAAAAUUCUGGUAACGAACAAUUUGUCACAGAGCUCUCCAAAUGGGUUUUCCACGAGCGUGGUCAUUUGAAGGCCAUGAACCUUAAGCACAACAAAAUCGGUGAAACAGAAGAACCUGCGGGUUACAGGAUCAAUGAUGACCUGGAGUUCUCUGUGGAACUUUUUGAGUGGUCUGGUUCCAGUUGGGUACCAUAUGUUGCAAAUGAUGUUCAAGUCCAGUUCUUCAUGAUGAGCCCCUAUGUCUUAAAGAAUUUGUCAACAAACAAGAAGGGGCUAUACCACACUUCCUUCAAGGUUCCAGAUAUUUAUGGAGUUUUUCAGUUCAAGGUUGAAUAUAAGAGACUUGGAUAUACUACCUUAUCUCUAUCGAAGCAGAUUCCUGUGCGACCUUUCAAACACAAUGAAUACGAGAGAUUUAUCACCACAGCUUACCCCUAUUACGGAGCUUCAUUUGCUACGAUGGCUGGAUUCUUCAUCUUCAGCUUUGUCUUCCUCUACCACAAGUAAACACAUACUGUCCUUUUAGUAUUUACUUUCUUUCAUCUUGUAUACUCAAGAGGAUGUUAUCUUUAUCUACACCGGCAUGAUCACUGCUUAAGUUCAGUUCUGAGUACGAUCAAUUGUAGCAGCAACCCUUUUUGGAUAUAGGAAGUAGAGAGAGAUACACUAGAUUCAAGUUUGGGACAAAAUUUGUUUAUCUUUGACCCUGGUGAGAAUAUUUGACGUUGAAUGAAGAGGACAAUGCAUAUACUUCUUGCUUCCCUGA